CUCGGUUGUGCUAUUUUCUGGCUGCCCUGCUGAGACCUCACCAUGUCUUCCCACAAGACCUUCAGAAUCAAGAGGUUCCUCGCAAAGAAGCAGAAGCAAAAUCUCCCAAUUUCUCAGUGGAUUCGCAUGAAAACUGGCAAUAAGAUCAGGGACAACUCCAAGAGGAGACACUGGAGAAGAACCAAGCUGGGCUUAUAA
Messenger RNA from Dromiciops gliroides (monito del monte), 198 nucleotides. Its product is annotated as 60S ribosomal protein L39-like. The transcript has a single exon. Gene Ontology annotation, biological process: translation. The record is from RefSeq and is a predicted model, not a curated record. Bases 43 to 198 code for a protein of 51 amino acids. Gene Ontology annotation, cellular component: cytosolic large ribosomal subunit; ribosome. Lineage: Eukaryota; Metazoa; Chordata; Mammalia; Microbiotheria; Microbiotheriidae. Gene Ontology annotation, molecular function: structural constituent of ribosome.